This is a messenger RNA of Rhincodon typus (whale shark), 672 nucleotides long. RefSeq names its product lysozyme C-1-like. Gene Ontology annotation, molecular function: lysozyme activity. The coding region runs from base 60 to 512 and encodes 150 amino acids. NCBI's taxonomy places the organism in Eukaryota, Metazoa, Chordata, Chondrichthyes, Orectolobiformes, Rhincodontidae. The record is from RefSeq and is a predicted model, not a curated record. The transcript has 4 exons.
CUGUAUAAAGGAGCAGCCGUUAACGAGAUUCAGACACAGACACAUCUCCCACUGACAGGAUGAAGAUACUUGUUGUUCUCAGUGUCCUGCUCACUGUCUCCAGCGCCAAAAUCCUUUCACGAUGUGAAGUUGCACGUGCUGUGAAGAAUUCUGUAUUGGCUAUGUUUACCCAGUACAGUGUGGCCGACUGGGUGUGCAUGGCCUACCACGAGACUGGGUACAACACACUGGCGUUGCGAUAUGAGAAAGACAGUGAGGGAAAAAUCCAGUCAGGAGACUAUGGGAUCUUUCAGAUUAACAGCAAACGGUGGUGCACGGAUGACAUGUUUCCGAAUGGUGCAGAUGAAUGCCACAUGAACUGCAACACAUUCCUGAGCAGUAAUGGUGAUAUACAAACUGACAUCGAUUGUGCAGCAGUGAUAGUGAAUGAACAAGGAAUGCAGGCCUGGACCUCCUGGGUUAAGAACUGCAAGGGGAAAUGGAUUGAUUAUUACACAUUCUUUUGCUUCUAGUAAAGGUGGAGGAGAUCGUGUUGACCAAACCCUCUCGCUUUGACACAUCAGACCAUGGGACACUUUCACUAUCUAGUUCUGCAUUGUUAAAACAGUGAAAGCUUCAAACAGGAACAGUGUCUGUUACAUCAUGCUGAAAUAAAGAUGUGUUAAUAUCAAA